AUGAGUUCACAAUAUUUGCAAAAUGUACAUAGUCAACAUUGGUCAAAUCCUUGUGAACCAAAUCCAUGUCGGGCAGGUAAAUGUGAAUUAAUAUCAAAAGUCAAUUAUACUUGUCAUUGUGUUCAGUACGUUCACGGUCAUUUAUGUGAAAAAUUAAACUAUGAACAAAAACCUUGUGACAGUAAUCCGUGCUAUCAUCAAGCUCUAUGUACAAAUAAUGCAGAACAAUCUUAUACUUGCCUUUGUCCACCAUCUUAUAGUGGAAAACAUUGUAGAAAGAAUGUGGGUGAAUGUAACUGUUUAAAUGGUGGAAGUUGUCAAAAUACUUCUUCAAAUGGCUUAUCGUAUCGUUGUCAAUGUCCCCCGUUGUUUACGGGUUCGUUAUGUGAACACGAUUUACACAAUGUAACAUUUUGUUCUCAUAGUCCAUGUCAACAUAAUGGAACAUGUAUAUUAAUCUCAGCACCAAAUGGUAUUUGUUUAUGCGAACCUGGAUAUGUUGGAGCUUAUUGUGAGAAACGAAUACCAUUUUGUCAAGAUAAUCCUUGUAGAAAUAAUGGUACGUGUAUUCCGUCUGGCGUUGAUGGUCAAUGUUUGUGUUCACCUGGUUACUCUGGAACUGUUUGCGAACGCUCUUUAAAAACAUUUUGUUCGUCAAAUCCAUGCCGUAAUGGAAGUACAUGUAUAGUGAUUAAUCAUACGGGUGACGGAUUUUGUUUAUGUUCAUCAGAUCAUGCCGGUCCAUAUUGUGAAUACAUUACACCCGGUGCAUGUCGAAAAAAAUGUCAGAAUGAAGGACGAUGUGCUGUAAUUGAUAACAAAUAUGGACGAUGUAUCUGUCCAAAAGAUGUGACAGGUUCCUACUGUGACGCACCUCUACAUCCAUGUGCACCGAAUCCAUGUAAAAAUGAAGGAAUAUGCGUUCAUGAAACCACGUCACUGAAUCAUUAUAAAUGUAUUUGUACAUACGGUUAUUCUGGUGAGAAUUGUACAGAAAAUUUGAAUCGUUCCUUUUGUUCAUCGAAUCCAUGUCAAAAUAAUGGAACUUGUCUCGAAAGUCCAACAUCGGGAGAUGGUAUUUGUAGAUGUGACGAUGGAUUUGGUGGUGCGUUUUGUGAAGAAACAAUAACGUGUGGUAAUCAGCCAUGUGCUCAAUAUCAAGUGUGUUUAGCUGAAACAUGUGUCAAUGUUACUGGAGAACUCUAUUGUCUUUUACACGAAUGUGAACAUGGAGGAACGUGUGAUCCAGAAACGAGAAUUUGUCAAUGUCAGGAGGGCUUCGGAGGACCAAGGUGUGAGUUGAGAAGUAAUUUUUGUACAGAAAAUCCUUGUAUGAACAAUGGAACGUGUAUAGCAGCAACAAGUAAAUGUAUGUGCGAGAAAAAAUAUAUGGGAAAAUAUUGUGAAGAUAAGCGAUUUUUAGGAAAAAAAAGCAAAAAAACGUAG
Molecule: messenger RNA, 1446 nt
Organism: Didymodactylos carnosus
Lineage: Eukaryota; Metazoa; Rotifera; Eurotatoria; Philodinida; Philodinidae
Source: the annotation of a GenBank genome assembly